GGCUCCGGUGAGGGCCGGGCGGAAGCGGCGGAGGAAGUCCCGCUCGCCGUGCCACGCUGCGUGCAUGCCGGAAGGGAGCGACCGAGCGCCGGGGCCGGGUGCUCUCGGUCCCCGCGCUGCCGGCUGCUUGGGCUGCCCGGGAAUUUGCGCUUUUGGUGAAUGAGAUUGGUGUGAAGACAUCAUAGCAACAGUUCACUGUGAUCAUGGAACAAACUCCACAAGAGAUGGAAGAAACCAAGCCAUGGUAUUUUCAGAAAGUGUAUGCAAGAUACUGGAAGCACUAUGAUUUAGCUAUGCGCUGGAUGCAUAGACACCAGGAGGCCUACAGGAAAGCCAUGGAGUCCUUUUAUCACGUACCAUGGCCUCCUUCUGCAGCUUCUCCAAGUAGCCGCUACUCAGAUUGGGAUGGGGAUGACCCCCCAUGUACCCACAACAAUUUUUCCAACUGUAGCCCUCCUGGCAGAGCUCAGCAGUACACAGAUGCCCAGCCAGGGAAUGAGGAUGGUGACAGGGAGGAGGAAGAGGAGAACUCUGAAGUGGAGGAAGACUCCGAGUCUGAAGGGGAGUUUGAAUAUGACCUGAGUAACAUGGAGAUCACAGAGGAACUUCGCCAAUUUUUUGCCCAGACGGAGAGGCAUCGGGAAGAGCUACGGAGACAGCAGCAGCUGGAAGCUGAGCAACAAGAAAUGUACGUGGAGGCUGAUCGAGACCUUUACAGAAACACGAAGCGUUCUGUGGAGCCACCUGCAGAAAGACCUGGGGAGAGAAGAAUGGCAGAAAUGGAGAAACUGUAUGGUGAUGAAGCUGCCAAAAUCCUAGCUAUGGAGACUGCCAUGCAACUUACCUUUGAUAGAAAUUGUGACAAAAAACAGCCCAAAUACUGGCCGAUUAUUCCCCUCAAGCUGUGAGUACCUGGACUGUGCUCUGACCUGGCACAGAGCUUUAGGGACAGUUGCCUCAAGCUGUGCUGCUGAAAGAAUAAACUGCACAUUUCAGUUUUGGAUGGGUUUUAGGGCAGGGGCCAGCAAGGAUAAAGUGUUUUUUGUGCCCUGUGUUCCUUUUACAUUGUCUGCAGGGAUGGUCAGAGUCCAUUUUGUAUGCAUACUGUUGCCAGUUAGUAAAAGGAAGAGAUAGCAAUAUAACUGUCUGAAGUCAGUUUCACUCAUUUGGUGUCUGCCUGCCUUGACCAUGCUUCUGAGAAAUGUGGCGACAUCUAUACCUUAUGAACUGGAAAAAAUUAAAAGCAAUUACAAAAAGAAAAAGACUAUACAAAUUGUCAGCUCUUUCCAUUUAGGAAAGUAAGUAGUCCUAUUUAGUCUUAUUUAAUAUAGCAGCGUUUGGAUCCAGUUUAAUACAACACAGCUUGAAGUGUUGUGUCCACUGGCCAAGACACAACAUAUCAAAUUACUAUUGCCUGGCCAUUUGAGUUCAUUUUUCAAAUGCAUACAAUAAAGCAGGAAGUUUUUCUUCCAGACUGAUGCUUGUCUGGCAGGAGUUCAACUCUAACACAAAAUUAGAUAGGAAGAUGUUUUAAUGAAGGAGGUGGGGAGUUUGGGGGAGAAGCUUGAUGUGGCCCUGUCUGUUAGAGAUCUGUCCAGCAAAAGAGAUCCUUAAGAGGACAAAAUGCUUUUUGGGCCAAUGCCAACGAUUAUUUUCACCAUUCUAAUAAAAACAUCUUAUUGGUUUGAAGCUUGAAGGAAGAUGUGUCAGUCUUUAACUGUGAAGCACUGCUGCUACAUACCACUAUGUACUGAAGAACUGUAGUUUGUGUUAAGUAGUAUUACCAUGCCAGAGCAAGGGAGCAGCACACUGUUAUAGUUCUGACAAACAUUUGUGUGCCUUUUUUCACAGCAGAGAAAGUCACAACUGAAAUCAACUUCUCAUGCCCAUUGUAUUUGGUGUUCCUGCUACAGUCAGCUGUACCAAACCAAAUCUGAAGUGCAGUUUGGAGACUUUGUUUCCACUGGUAGUUACCAUGUUUUUCUAAAUCAGCCUUUUUAGUUCAGUUCCACCUCCUUCACUCUUUGUUAGGUGAGAAGAGAUGGAGUUACUGAAAUUAAAUGUCCCCAGUGUUCAAGACUUGUUACUGAUGUGAUUGAUCUGAACAACUUAGGCUUGACAGGCAAGGGAGACAUGUUCUGAAUUACAGUCCUUCAUUUGUCUUCACUCUUGUUUUUUGGUGGAUUUUGUCAGAAAUCUAGUAUUUUGUAUGGACUUCCUUGUUGACCAAAUAAAUGCUCUUCAUAACA
Messenger RNA from Numida meleagris (helmeted guineafowl), 2249 nucleotides. RefSeq names its product gem nuclear organelle associated protein 8 (gene GEMIN8). Gene Ontology annotation, biological process: spliceosomal snRNP assembly. The record is from RefSeq and is a predicted model, not a curated record. The coding region runs from base 204 to 908 and encodes 234 amino acids. Gene Ontology annotation, cellular component: SMN complex. The transcript has 5 exons. NCBI's taxonomy places the organism in Eukaryota, Metazoa, Chordata, Aves, Galliformes, Numididae.